ACAGUUGGUCAGUGAAUGACAUUUACCUCAAAUUUUAAGUCAUUUUGUUUUAACUUAAACAAAUGUCAUAUACGACACGCAAUAUGGCUCACUUUAAGUUUUUAUUACAUAUAAUUUUAGUGUUUUUUAUUUAUUCAUUAUUCAAAGGCACAGAUGUUUUGGCUAACAAUUUUAACGUCUUUGAAGAGGUGGCAAACGACUUAUUGGUGACAAUCAUAAAAGAAAAUAUACACUGUCAUAAUUAUAAGAAUCAUGGUGCAAAACAUGCUGAAGAUGCUACAAUGAAUUUAAGAUUAGCUAAAUUUGCCAGUCCUCUUAACAGAACUGCAUAUAAAAUUGUAUGCGAGAAUGUAUUAAAGGAAUUGAUUUGUGCAGUAUAAUUUUCUAAUGGCAAAUCCAGAUUUGCUAUGGAAAUAUCUUUAUUAUUUCAAAUAAUACGUUACUCAUACAUAAGACUUUGAAAACAAAUGGACAUUGGAUAUAAAUGAUACAAAUUGUAUUAAAUAUUGUAUGGUAUUCGACUAAUUCACAUCUUUACCUUGCAUCCAGAAACUGCAAAAAGAACAAAAAUGAUUAAUAAACCACCAACAAUGGAUUUGCUAUGAUGUAGUUUACAACUCAUCGUGGUUAGUCUAUGCACUGACUUUCAACGUUAAAAUUCAUUGACUAGCGCAUGGAGAACGAAAAUCCUAGUUUUUAUACGUGUUUCUAGCACUCCCAUAUCUUUAUGUGGAUAGUUUUUCAAGAGAAAACAGGUCAAACUGCGAAAAAACAUAACGUUUGCAGAUUUGAUAAUUUUUAUGUUACAAGUAGUAUUUUCUUAGCGAAAUUCAUGAAAUGUAUGAAUCUAGAUAAAGCCAACGUAAACAUAGUAAAGGAGAGAAAGUUAUACAACAAAAAAUAUUUUCAACAAUAGACUACUGCAAAAGACGGCUUCUAAGUUUCAAUGCACCUUUUACAAUAAAUUUAAAAUUCUAUUUUUAUAAAGGCAAAAAUAAAAUUUAGUACUACAAUCA
Nasonia vitripennis (jewel wasp) is the source of this 1016-nucleotide messenger RNA. RefSeq lists its product as uncharacterized. Lineage: Eukaryota; Metazoa; Arthropoda; Insecta; Hymenoptera; Pteromalidae. The transcript is spliced from 4 exons. The record is from RefSeq and is a predicted model, not a curated record. The coding region runs from base 63 to 380 and encodes 105 amino acids.